Messenger RNA from Daktulosphaira vitifoliae (grape phylloxera), 1046 nucleotides. Its product is annotated as protein LSM12 homolog A-like. The transcript is spliced from 5 exons. The record is from RefSeq and is a predicted model, not a curated record. Bases 229 to 858 code for a protein of 209 amino acids. NCBI's taxonomy places the organism in Eukaryota, Metazoa, Arthropoda, Insecta, Hemiptera, Phylloxeridae.
CGAGACAAUCAUUACAUAUACACUCACACAUACGCACAUUUUUACCGUAAGUGCGGUGUUUUUUUCUUAGGUAAAGUUUAUUUUAUAUUUUUAGAUAAUCAUAGUUUAAAAUUAAAAUUCGAUUAAAAGACGUCGACCGGAGAUUGUGCGAGUGUCGGAUCCGCACCCGUAUUCCGUUAUACUCCUCAGUCGAUCAUCGUCGUCGUCAACCGGUAUUCUGUGUUUUAGAUGGCGAUAAACUUUUAUGGGAAACACAAAAUGGCCGGUGUCAAUGAGUGUUUUUCUAUCGGUAGUAUUGUCGUUUGUACUAACUGCUUCGACGAGGAGAUUGAAGGCGAGGUGCUCGGAUUUGAACCAAAUACGAAAAUGUUGAUUUUGAAAUGUCCAUCAACUAGUAACAAUUCUACAUUAAAUGACAUUAAUAUAGUAAACCUCGCAUUUGCCAAAGAUGUGCAAGUUAAAAAAGAAUCUAAUUUUGUUCCACCGCCGUUGCCUUCAUUAAAUUUAAAUAGGAUAAAUAAUAGAAUAAAAACUCAAAUACAAGAUAAGAAACGUCAGAUAUCAGCUAUGUCAGCUAAUGUUUCUCCAGAAGCACAAAAAUUGUAUAUGACUAUAACCAAAACGAUUCCAGAAGUAUCUUGGCAGGGACAGAAUAUUGUUGUGUAUGAUCAGGUUAUAAUAAGUCCUCCUUAUAAGCCUGAAAAUGUCAAAGGUACAGGCAAUCCAGAAGAUAAAGCUAUAGUGUACAUAAAAAAUAUAGUGGAGAAACAUUUUAAAGAUAAUGCAAUUCAACAAGUAUCUUCUACAUCUACAACACAUCGGAGUAAACCAACUGCAACAGCUUCACAAUCACAAUAAUUUACAAUUCUAAGUGAAUAUGUUGAAAUAAAUUAAUAUAACUUAUUAAGUCAAAUAUAACAGAAAAGAGGGGAGUUUUUUUUGUAGAGAUGUUUAUUACCAAUUGUCAACAAUAUUCUUGAAUAUUCAUUGAAUAAACUUUGUUUUUUGUAUCUAUAAAUUAAAAAAAAAUCAGUAAUUGAUUUAAA